AUGGAACUGGACGGAAAAGGUCAAGCUGCGGAGAAAAAGAUGGAAAACAACCAAGCCGAAAUGAAAAAGAUUGUCGGCAAAUUAGAAGGCAGUUUAGUGGGAAUGAAUAAGAGGAUCAACGAAGCAAUAAAGAACCGCCAUGAUGAAAUGAAACAAGACCAACACAAAGAAAUGGCAGCUAUGAAAGAAAAUCUUUGCAAAGUGAACAAAGACGUGGACGCAGUCAAAGUCAUGAUGAGUCAAAUGUUAGAGAAGUUUAAUAUGUUUGAACUGCUCAGCAAACUGCCAUCUCCGACCGAGGGAAUGUUCAAUACACCGAGAGAAGAUAUUUUGAUUGCUGGUGGUGACUGUAAUACUGCAGAAAUAUUUUCCUGGGAGAAAAAUGGUUGGUACGAUAUUUCGCAAAUGAAUGAAGAACAUACGGCAGCUUCGUCAUUUAUUUAUAAUGAUCAGCUAUUUGUUGUUGGGGGACUGCGUACUAAGACAAUAGAAACCUUGGAUCUCAAUGAAUUACCUUUGAAAUGGAUGGAAUUUUCUGACGAACUUCCUUAUGUAAGUUAUCAUCAAACUGUUGUUUACCAACAGCGCGUCAUUCACAUUGGUGGAUAUAAUCUGGACGAGCGUAAAACGUCUAACGUGAUUAGUGAAUUGCAACUUACCUCACCUUGCGCACUGAAAGAGUUGUGCCAAAUGCCCCAGCCACGAGAAUGUCAUGGUGCUGAGGCUUUUGAAGAUAAAGUCUUGAUCUUGGGAGGAGAAGAUGAUAAUGAUGACGUUUUAGACAGUGUGUUGGAGUUUGAUCCAGACAAGAAUGAAUGUAAGAAGCUGCCAUCAUUACCACAUCCCAUGACAGGAAUGGCAACAGUUCGCUGGAGAGAUCAGGUAGUUGUACUUGGAGGUUGUGAUAAGGAUGGUAAAGUUCUGAAUGAUGUUUUCAUGUAUGACUGCAAGACGGGCAAGAUCACAGCCUUGCCAUCCAUGUUGGAGAAGAGAUACGAUUGUUGUGCAGUUAUUACUGGAAAUACAAUUGUUGUCAUGGGAGGUAAGAAUGAUGAUUAUGAUGUUUUCAGUUCAGUGGAGUGUUUUACAAUGGGAGGUUCUACAUGGAAGUAUCUUCCCAGCAUGAAUAAAGAAAGAUCCCAAGCAGUUGCUGAAGUUCUACCCUCAACAAGGAAAUGUGUGUAUGUUUGA
Molecule: messenger RNA, 1191 nt
Organism: Paramuricea clavata
Lineage: Eukaryota; Metazoa; Cnidaria; Anthozoa; Malacalcyonacea; Plexauridae
Source: the annotation of a GenBank genome assembly